AUGGGCUGUGGACCGUCGAGUCCUUCUGUUGCCUCCAAUGACCAAGCAGGAACGGCUGAUACCUCAGGAACUAACGAUUCACCGACCGAGAUGCAAACUAAAUCUGGCAGAUCAGCAUAUAGGGCUUCUAUAGUUUCUCUUCAAAUUCCGAAAGAUUACACCGAUGAUAUGAGCUCAGAUGGCAUGAGUGAUCGUUCUAUGGAAGGUGAAACUCAAGAAAACAGUGAAUACUUGUGCGGAACUGAUGUUGCUCUUCAAUGGCUUCUACAACGCAUCUCCGACAAACUAGGUAGAGAAAUAGAGGAGGAACCUCAGUGGAUAACGGAACGUUUAAAUAGACCAAGCUGGGACGAAGAUUAUGCUUCUUCAUCCGUUAUUCGUGUAACAUUUGGUUGGGAAGAUGAAGAACUACCCAAGAGUGUAUGCUUGAAACUUCCUGUAUCCAAAGAAAAACGAGAAGAUGACGAAGGCAAAUUCCAUUAUAUAAUGUUUAAACGAGAAUGCAAUGUCUAUGAAUGGACACAAAAAUAUCCCAAAAUAGCUGCUCCAAAAAUAUUUCAUAUCAAACGUCACAGCAAAGAAACUGGAGGAAGUGGUUGCGUAGUAAUGGAGGAUAUGGGUGAACGUGGUCAGCAACAAGAUGCUUUUAAAGGUUGCUCAGUUGAACUCGUGCGAGAUCUAUUGAAACAUCUGGCUCAACUUCAUGCCUUAUCCAUGAAGCAGACUUCCUGGAACACUAUGAUUGCUGAUCUAGCUCCUUCAUACUAUACAUACAUCAUUGGCAACUAUGAUAAGACAAUGGAUUUCUUUGAACGUCAUGAUGUUGAUCAUUCAAGAUUUGUGCAUAUUUCAAAAUUUUUCACAAUGGAAUAUCUUCAUAGUACAGCAACAGAAUCUGCCGAAGAACUACAAGUUCCCCGAGCAUUAGUUCAAGGCGAGCCUUAUGCCAAUAAUGUUUUUUCCUAUUUGGAAGGGAGUGAAGAGAAAGUUUCAGGAAUCAUAGACUGGACAGAAUGUCAUUCAGGAUGUUUUGCUGAAGAUAUAGCAAAAGCCAUAUGUUGGAAUUUAUCUUUAAAAGAUAGAAUAGAGUGUACAAGUUCUCUACUGGAUAGCUAUCAUCAUUAUUUCACUGAGUUUCACACUGGAGAGCAUCCGCUAACGGUGGAUUUAAUUCGUAAAGCAUAUGAGAGGUUUUUACCUUUUGCUAUGGUAACUUUGGUAGGAAAAGUAAUGCAAGUUAGAAAUCGUGAUGAUGUGGAGAACCUAGUGGAAAGAGCGAAAGGAUUAAUACAGAACGUUUACACGACAGCACGUCUCAUGCAAGAUGGUUGA
Messenger RNA from Auanema sp. JU1783, 1332 nucleotides. NCBI's taxonomy places the organism in Eukaryota, Metazoa, Nematoda, Chromadorea, Rhabditida, Rhabditidae. The record is from the annotation of a GenBank genome assembly.